Messenger RNA from Phyllostomus discolor (pale spear-nosed bat), 2045 nucleotides. It is a transcript of the gene MUC3A, whose product is annotated as mucin 3A, cell surface associated. Lineage: Eukaryota; Metazoa; Chordata; Mammalia; Chiroptera; Phyllostomidae. The record is from RefSeq and is a predicted model, not a curated record.
AUGUCUUCUCCAAUAGCCUCUUCUAUUGAAACCACUCCGACUGUUUCGAUUUCUCCCACCACCCCAUAUCCAGAAUAUACAUCCGUUACAAUAGUGCCUACUUCUCCCACCACUCUAUGCAUAGAAAUUGAUCCAAACAGUAAAGUUACUUUUACUCCCACUAUCCCAUUACUGGUCUUUACCUCUACUGCUGAGACGGCCACCACCCCUUCUAGUUCCACCAGUAUGACAGCAGUAUUUCCUACACAUACUGACAUUUCUACUUCAGAUUUGGAAACUGAUCCCACCAACAUCGUAACUGACACCCCUAAUUCUCUCAGUCCUGGGACUGUUUCCAUUAGCAUAGUUUCAAUGAGAACACGAAGACCCACUAGUGGUACCUGGAUGGGCUCCUACUCUGUAACCACCCCACCUGUGUCCAGCUUCACUAGGCUCCCACUGACCAUGAAGCAAAGCAGCAGUUUUCCAACUGUCAUGAUGACAUUGAGCAAGUUGACACACCCCAGCCCAACCACAACCAGGACUCCAGAGACAUCCGUGGUCACCACUCAGACUCCCACCACUUUUACAUCACCCAGGACAACUUUGACCACUACUCGGAUGACCACAUCAUCUCGACUGACCACCACCCCAGGUUGCACCUGUGACAAUGGUGGCACCUGGAUACAAGGCCAUUGCCUUUGUCCCUCUGGGUUCUCUGGGGACCACUGUGAGCUCCAGGAGAUCAGAUGCCAGAAUGGAGGUCAAUGGGAUGGCCUCAAGUGCCACUGCCACAGUACCUUCCAUGGCUCCCAUUGCAAGUUUGCUGUGAACAGCAUGUUGUGUGCAGAAAUGGUGGAUGCUGAGGUGGGCAUGGAGGUGUCUGUCCAACAGACAUUCACCCCUUGCCUCAGUGACAACACUUCUGAGGCCUACGUGGAUUUCAGCAACACCUUCAAGAAUCAGAUGAAGAAUGUUUACUGAAACAUGCAGGUGUUCAAGGAUGUGGAGAUCCUGUCCCUGAGGAAUGGAAGUACCGUGGUAGACUAUUUGGUUCUGUUGGAGUUGCCCUUCAGUGUCCAGCUGGAGAAUGAGUAUGAGAAGGUGAGGACAGCCCUGAAGGAGGAACUCCAGAAUGCCAGCAAGAACAGAUGUCCGAAUAACCAGACCCUGUGUUUUAAGCAUGACUCCAUCAAGGUGAACAACAACACGACGGAGCUGACCCCAGAAGCCAUCUGUCGCGCACCGCUGCAGGGUUAUGAGGAUUUCUGCUUUCCCUUGGUGGAGGAGAACCGGCUCCGCUGCAUCACCAAAUGCAGGUCGGGAGUGGAUGGCGCCAUCGAUUGUAACCAGGGCCAGUGCUAUCCAGAGAAGAGCCGCUGCUUCACUACAAACACGUAUUGGUUCCUGGGCUCGCGCUGCGAGGUGACUGUCUCCUGGAAGGCGCUGGUUGGGGGUCUAGCGGGGGCCACGGCCCUGUUGCUGCUGCUGCUGCUGCUGCUGCUGCUGCUGCUGAUGAUGGCGGCAUUCGGCGUCAUCGUGGUGGGUCCCCGAAGGAGGCGCGGCCAAGGUGGAGACUGGUCCAGGGACACGAAAUGGUUCCUAAUGUGGGAUGAGGACUCUGUGGGGACUUUUACAAACUUGGGCUUCCAGGACGACAGCACAGGUGAAUCCUUCCCCUUGGGGGAGGGGGCAGGAGUUUCCCUGGUCACAGAGGAAGGCUUCCAUGUGUCCUUGGAGAACGUGCCCACCAAUAUAAGGGUACACACCCAGAGACCUGAGGUGAUCUUGUCCUCAAUGUGAGCCCUGCACUACCCCUCUGCACUGUUCCAGAGAGCAGGAAGGAACCACCUACAUACUGAGUCCAUGUCCAGAGAUGGUCCAGGUCUCAUGCAGCUCAGUGUCCUGGUUUCCUCUGGCAAAAUGAGAACGUCCUCUGACACCUGUCUUUCUCCCACCUUGGGUGAAAGCUACCUGGAGACUAAGUUCAGAUCCAGGCUCCACUGUCGGGCCUUGGGCAAGUCAGAAACUUCUCUGAACCUGUAAAGUUAGUAUAGCAUACUUGU